UGAACGUAUCUUCAAUGUCAAAGUCAGACGGUGUUUGUUGCUCGUGAUUUUGUGACUUUCCUCUGCAGUUUUCCCCUCGAUUUUCCCUGAGAAUUUGAGCUUAUUGGCUGCCGAUUGACCCACCAUGUUUUCAAAUUGUGCCAGAAAUAUCAAUCCACGAUGCCUCCUCAAGAUUCUGAAAUUCAAUAGUCCCGCCGUGCCCAAGGCUUCUCUGUCUACGGAGGCAUCAUUUGAGUUUAAUGAAUUCAAGCUGCAUAACCUGGAACAAGGGCCAAAGACAAGCACCACCGUAACGAAGGAUGAUGCCAUUGAUUACUACUCUAAAAUGUACACCCUUCGUCGUCUGGAGACCCUGGCUGGGAAUCUCUACAAGGAGAAGAUCAUUCGUGGCUUCUGCCAUCUCUACUCGGGUCAGGAGGCAUGUGCUGUGGGCAUGCAUGCAGCUAUGCGCCCUGAAGAUUCCAUAAUCACAGCCUAUCGCUGCCACGGAUGGACUCAUGUAAUGGGAGUCUCAGUUCUGGGGGUGUUGGCAGAGCUUACGGGGCGCGAAAGUGGGUGCUCGAGGGGAAAAGGUGGUUCCAUGCACAUGUACGCCACAAAUUUCUUCGGAGGAAAUGGUAUUGUGGGUGCUCAGGUGCCCUUAGGCGCAGGGAUUGCCUUGGCGAACAAAUACCUCCGUGGAAAGGGCACCUGCUUCGCCCUCUACGGCGAUGGAGCUGCCAAUCAGGGGCAAGUCUUUGAGGUGUACAACAUGUCGAAGCUCUGGAAGGUCCCUGUAAUCUACGUCUGUGAAAAUAAUGGCUAUGGUAUGGGGACAAGUGCGGAGAGAGCUUCAGCGAAUAUAAAUUACUACACACGCGGGGACUUUGUUCCUGGAAUCUGGGUCGAUGGGAUGGAUGUGUUGGCCGUGAGGGAAGCUGCACGCUUUGCCAUUGAGCACUGUGAAUCGGGCAAGGGACCCAUUAUCCUCGAGACAGCCACGUACCGCUACUCCGGGCACUCUAUGUCAGAUCCCGGUACGAGCUAUCGUUCGCGCGAUGAAAUUCAGGAGGUACGACAAACCCGUGAUCCAAUCACGUCGUUCAGGGAGAAGAUUCUCAAUGCGGAACUCAUUGAUUUGGAUGAGUUGAAGGGGAUUGAGGCAAAAAUCCGCAAUACUGUGGACGAGGCGGGGAAGAAGGCCAAGGCUGAUAAGGAAAUCUCACUGGAUGAACUCACAACGGACAUCUAUGCGAAUCCUGAGCAUUUGCAAUCUGUCCGUAAUGUGACACCACUAAAUGCUCUCCAACACAAACGCCUAGGUCCCGCAGUUAAUUUAUAAUGAGACAAAUGGGAGAAUGACUAAUCUUCCCUGUCAUCGGUAAGGUAAUGCAUUCAUCUUCCUUUAUGAAUAUACUGAAUUCCCUCCCCCAAUUUGCUCAUUCAUCUCAACACUUGGUAUAGAUAAAAUCGAUUAAAUUUUCUUUUUAAACUUAAAGCACAUGAAUUACUUAAUGGGCCCAUAAAGACGUGAAAUUUUCUGAUAAUAUUUGGAAAUAAAAGGAUUUAUUAAAAAAAAUGGUUAAAUGUGGUGAAAUUGUGGAAAUUCUCCGACUGAGUUUCAUUGGACACUUCUCCCGGAGAAUCAAACAAUCUUCCAUACUUCUCCUAGGACUAACUAUUUUAUUUUUCAUUUUUUAAGUAAAUAAUGAAAAUUUUCACGUUCUAUGAGCAACUUCAGGCUAAUUCAGAACAUUUAAAACUUUUUUAAUGCAUUUUUAUCAUGCAUUUCAUAACAAUUAUAGAUACUUUUUAAUAAAAUCACGAGAGAUACAUAAAAGGAAAAAAAGAUGAACCCUUUUGAAGGGAAGUUUUUAUUAAUUUUUGCAUUCACAUUCUGUGUUCCUUACAAACUAAAAGUUUGUUUUCCAUUUGCAAUGAUCCUGUAUAUAUUGAAAAAAAAAAACAAAAAUUUAGAAAUAAAAAGGUGUAUUAAAUACCAAA
Messenger RNA from Lutzomyia longipalpis, 1983 nucleotides. Its product is annotated as pyruvate dehydrogenase E1 component subunit alpha type II, mitochondrial-like. Lineage: Eukaryota; Metazoa; Arthropoda; Insecta; Diptera; Psychodidae. Gene Ontology annotation, biological process: pyruvate decarboxylation to acetyl-CoA. The record is from RefSeq and is a predicted model, not a curated record. Gene Ontology annotation, molecular function: pyruvate dehydrogenase (acetyl-transferring) activity. Gene Ontology annotation, cellular component: intracellular membrane-bounded organelle. Bases 125 to 1321 code for a protein of 398 amino acids. The transcript is spliced from 3 exons.